AUGAAAAACACCAAGAGUCGAUCUUUGAGUCCAACUCUACCAGAAGAGCGUGACUACCCCAACAGUUCUAGCCAGGUUAAAACACUCGCGGAAACGCAGCAUGAGAUGAUUGAUGGCAUUGGCAACAAACAACUGGCGAGUCGUCUCUACAAACGCACACUGAAAAUCUUCACAAGGGAAGAGCGAUUGAAGGCUAUUGAGUUCUACCGGACACAUGUGCAUAUCAACCCCCAGACAGGCGAAGAACGCAGUCUUUCGAUUGCCAGCGCCUCUGAGGCACUUUAUAUCAGCGAAUCUACGUUGGAGAGAUGGGUCAAGGCAGAAACAAAGAUCACAUCUAUGAGACACGGAAAUUCCAGAGAUGAUGGCGAAAGAUAUGCAUCUGCCUCUGUGUCUGAGCGGUUCAAAUCUGGAAAUUAUCCUUUUCUCAGACUGACACCCGAGCAACUUUCUGCAAAGAAAUACGUAAAGGGAAAAGAUCUUUACAAGUUACAUCCCAUUACCCAUCCGGUACCGUUCAUAAGCAUCGAAGGGGGGCGUCGAGGUAAGAUUGAGAGCUUUGCGGAUGCCUAUAAAUUUCUCGGACACGCGGAGGACACUUUGCAUCCUGGACACCCUCGUGAACCUGGUUCAGAUUUGGAGACACAGCCCCAAAAAUUCGUUAUCGAAGCUGCUGCCCCUUGUCUCGAGAGCUUACCAGGACAUGGUCUAAGAAAUGAGAGGCCAACGGUACAAAAGGUCAAUUCUUUAUUAUACCACAUUGCACCCAAUUACAGUCUCCGACAGCCUGGACUCGGGCGAUGUACACCCUGCUACGAACAACUGGGAGCAUGCGUCAGUCUUGUAUGUGAGCAUUUGGUCGCCGCCAGCGAUAAGCUUGACUCUGCCAUUCCGGUUCGAAUUGGGUACGACUAUAGCGAGCCCUUUGAAGGCGCGCCUAUACACUGGGCUAUGAGUCUGCUACUCGGUACAGGAGCGAAGAUUCUGCUACUUCUGUCGCUCUGCCUUCGGGGGUCAAUUAGGCAUGAGGUUAUUCCAAAUACACUGAUGCUUCAAGGUUGGACAAUGGACUACGAGAUGUUAAAGUGCAAGACGCGAAAACGGCAAAGGAAUGAAGAAAGAGAGAACGCAAUCAGGUACUCCCAAGAGUUCUACCGCAAAUCUCAGCCGAUUUUUGAGAAAUUCAGGCUGUGCCCGGUGCUGUACAUUGAAGACGUCGAGAUGCUCUUCUUGGGCGCCACAGGUGUCUUUCUCCAUCCCGGAAGUGCAGGCUUUCCAGCUUGUUUCGCUCGAUCACAUCACUUCACUCUUGUUUCCCAGGUUUCCGAAACUACAGUCCUCUCCCAGUUCUCUAAACAUCUAGAAGUUUCCGACCCGUAUCCAGAUAGGGGACUGGGAUUAGAAACUAUCGAGGAGACGCUCAAACAAGAUGCUCAUACCGCCUGCGAACGUGAGUUUCGCAAGAAACUCGUGCGCGCAUUGAAACUCAGUGUUCGAAAGAGCCUAGCACACAUCAAUGGCGAGAAAAGAUGUUUGUACUACACGUGCCCAGAGCCACAGGAGGUCCCGACGUCCUACUACUACCAUCACCAUUCCAGGUCGCUUAUCAACUAUGUGAUGAACCCCGUCGAGCCGAUAGAUCCACCAACACAUCGAGAGCAAGAACGAGAGAUGAACAUUACAGAUCAAACUCGCAACAUCCUACAGCAACUGAAAGUACUCUAUGAGCGGCCCGAAAAGACUUGGAUUCUGGACUUCGAGUACAUAUCUAUGCCGAAAAGGUAUUCGCCCAUUCCACUACAGCUUGCAAUCAGACAGCUAGAUGGGAAGUUGCUAUAUCAAGGAAAUAUCGAUUACGGGCUUUCUAUGAAGGAAUUCAUGGAUGUGACAUCCUCGUACGUAUCAGGCAAGCAUGGGAUGAUGGGAACUCUUUUUCUGAGAUGUUAUCGUGGGCUCAGUACCAACGGAGAGACGGCACUCCAGGUUAGAGACCAAAUCAUCAAAGUCUGUAGUUACAACCCAGAUGAUAUUAAGAUAUUAUCCUGGUUUGCUGCCCAAGACAUGCAGUGCUUCCUCAGGAUCUUAACUGGGUGCAAUGAGUUGGUACAACCUAAGAUCUCCCACGAAGGCCACAAGAAUUUCCAAACUAUCAACAUCGGAAUCCUUUGUGGAAAGUUAUUUCCUGGUCUCCUUUCGACAACUCUUCAGUCGGUACACGAAUUUUUGGGUGGAGCUAAAAGGUCUCACGGGGAAUACCAUACUGCCUCAUAUGACACCGAAGCGAUGGCGGCAAUAGUCAAAGCUCUUGUACAGUUGCUGUGA
Penicillium griseofulvum is the source of this 2322-nucleotide messenger RNA. RefSeq lists its product as uncharacterized. The record is from RefSeq and is a predicted model, not a curated record. The transcript has 4 exons. Lineage: Eukaryota; Fungi; Ascomycota; Eurotiomycetes; Eurotiales; Aspergillaceae. Bases 1 to 2322 code for a protein of 773 amino acids.